AUGGACCCCAAACGCCCAGCCGAGAAGGAGGUGGCCGAAGUCAUAGACAGACGGGCUUCUGUAAUGACAGUCGAGAAUCCUCUGAGUCCGUCUACCACGUUGUCGGAUUCGGAGAGCGUUAUUUCGGUGGCGACGAGGCACUCGAGAUAUCAUCGAGAAGGUUCCGAUAAUACACUUUCACACCAGCUAUCACGAACGUCUGCCAACGCCAUUGGUGGCGUAACUGCAUUCAUCCCUCCAAUGGAAAGAAGCGUCACCACAGGAACCACGGGAACCCAAGAUUUGGCGUGCGAAGUCGAUUUUGAGGAAGGAGAUCGAAUCAACCCGCAGAAUUGGAGUCUAUGGUAUAGAGGAUGCGUCAUCGCAAUCUUCAGCUAUGCGACAACCUGCGUUGUGCUCUACUCUACAAGCUACACAUCAGCCAUUCCGGGCAUGCUCGAGGAAUUCAACGUCUCCAAGAACACAGGGAUCUUAGGUGUAACCACAUACCUGCUGGGCAUGGCAACAGGUGCAGUUGUCCUGGCACCGCUCUCUGAGAUGUAUGGGCGGCGGCCUAUCUACCUGAUUGUCAUGUUUCUCUUUGUGGUGUUUGUUAUCCCAUGCGCCGUUGCGAAAAACAUGGCAACCAUCCUGGUCGUUCGCUUUUUGGGCGCCUUCUGUGCCGCGGCAAUGAUCUCCAACGCUCCCGGAACCAUCAAUGACAUUGUUCAAGAAGACAACAGGGCUCUCGCCUUUUCCGUAUGGUCGAUAGGACCUAUGAAUGGACCGGUGAUUGGACCUGUCGUGGGAGGAUUCGUGUUUGAAUAUCUUGGUUGGAGAUGGACCAACUGGGUGGUGGUUAUCGUUUCCGCUGUCGCGUGGGUGCUUAUAGCACUGGUCCCAGAAACAUAUGCACCAGCCAUUCUACGCAAGAGGGCCAAGAAGGUUCGAAAAGAAACUGGUGACGAGAAAUGGUGGAGCCGGUAUGAUGACACUCAGGAAUUCUGGCCACUAUUGAAAGUGAACCUGUCGCGGCCAUUCAUUCUGACCGUGACAGAGCCGAUUUGCCUCUUCUGGGAUAUUUACAUAGCGCUGGUUUACGGCGUUCUCUAUUUGUGCUUCGUGGCAUAUCCAAUCGUUUUCUCUGAACUUCGCGGCUGGUCUCCUGGUUUCACGGGUUUGGCCUUCGUAGGCAUAGGAGUCGGUAGCAUGAUUGUCAUCCUGGCAGAACCACUUAUUCGCCGGAUGAUCAACGCACACAAGCAUGAUCCUGAGACUGGCAGGCCUUAUCCCGAAGCAAUGGUUUCCGUGGUCUGUAUUGCGGCAAUCCUCAUUCCUACUGGAGAGAUUUGGUUCGCCUGGACAUGUACACCGGAAGUUCACUGGAUAUGGCCAAUUCUUGCUGGAAUUCCCUUUGGCGCAGGCAACGCAGGCGUAUUCAUUUACGCUUCCAAUUACCUCGUUCAGUCGUACGGGAUAUACGCUGCCUCAGCACUCGCUGGUAAUGCUGUUCUGCGAUCCAUUCUUGGCGCGACUCUACCGCUCGCUGGACCAGCACUCUACGCUACAUUAGGCGCGAACUGGGCGGGCACACUGCUAGGCCUGAUUGAAGCCAUCUGCAUACCUAUUCCUUUCAUAUUUUACAAAUAUGGCCACAAGAWCAGAGAGCGUUCGACGCUCAUCAGAACGAUGCGGGACGACCAGAUGCGCAGAGAAGCGAAGCAACAAAGAGCCCAGGAUAAGAUUGUGAAGCGAGCUGGAGCGGAGGCGGAGGUCGGUGGAGCGAUGAGCACAGGUGCGGCGGUUCACGAGGAGAAGGACAUCGAAAAGGCAGAGAUGUGA
Messenger RNA from Ramularia collo-cygni, 1821 nucleotides. Its product is annotated as related to MFS multidrug transporter. The transcript has 8 exons. The record is from RefSeq and is a predicted model, not a curated record. Gene Ontology annotation, biological process: transmembrane transport. Lineage: Eukaryota; Fungi; Ascomycota; Dothideomycetes; Mycosphaerellales; Mycosphaerellaceae. The coding region runs from base 1 to 1821 and encodes 606 amino acids. Gene Ontology annotation, molecular function: transmembrane transporter activity.